Messenger RNA from Closterium sp. Yama58-4, 1068 nucleotides. NCBI's taxonomy places the organism in Eukaryota, Viridiplantae, Streptophyta, Zygnematophyceae, Desmidiales, Closteriaceae. The record is from the annotation of a GenBank genome assembly.
AUGAAGGCCGGAUUUUCCAGAGGAGAAGGGGCGCCGCGUGUUGUGUUUCCCACGAUUGUUGGUCGUCCUAGGCAGUCGGGAUCGUUUGAAAGGGAGGAGGUUGAAAUUGGCGAUGACGCGCAGAACCAUGCUGGAAUUUUGACUCUCAAACAUCCUAUUGAUCACGCAUGGGACGACAUGGAAAAAAUUUGGGAGCAUACUAUCUGCAAGACGCUUGAUGUCACGUUUCCCGAUGAGCAUCCGGUGCUUUUGACUGAAGCUGCUUCAAAUUCCGAGGGAAGUCGCGAAAAGCUGGCGGAGAUCAUGUUUGAGACUUUAAAUUUCCCCGCGAUGUAUGUCGCCAUUCAGUCUGUGCUCGCUCUGUACUCCAGCGGUCGUACCACGGGUCUUGUUCUGGACUCGGGUUAUGGCCUGUCCUCCGCCGUCCCCGUAUUCGAAGGGCUGGCUGUGCCCAACGGGAUCCUCAAUCUAAAUCUUGGUGGCGGAGAAUUGACUGGCUACCUGCGUAAGCUUCUGGACGAGAGGGGCAUUUCCAUACACAACCCUUCUAACAGGGACUAUGUGGUCGAUCUCAAGGAGAGACUUUCAUUCGUUGCCGUUGAUUUCGAGCAGGAGAUGGCGAGUGCGGAGAGCUCGUCAUGCUCUUACGAUCUUCCGGAUGGCCAGGUGGCUACUCUAUCUUCUGAGCGGUUUAUGUGCCCAGAAGCUCUGUUCAAGCCCUCGCUUGCUGGGGUGGAAGGCUCGGGUAUUCACGAAAUGUGCCACAACUCCAUCAUGGCGUGUGAUGGCGAUAUCAGGAACCAGCUGUAUGGUAACAUCGUUGUUGCGGGUGGUAACACUGAAAUCGCUAGAUUUGCUGAGCGCUUGACAAAGGAAAUCACUCAGCUUGCUGGCACUGAGGUUAAUGUUUCCAAGCCCACCUCACACCAGGGGGAUUACAGUGCCUGGAUUGGUGGAGACAUGCUUGCUUCCCACAGCUCCUUCAAGCAGAUGUGGAUUUCCAAGAGCGAGUUCCAGGAGUCAGGCGCAAGCGUUGUGCAGAGGAGGUCCCCCCUUCCUGCUGCCUGA